CACGAUAGUACCGAACCAAUGACAGGUCAUAUUUAUAUAGUUGCUUGCCACGUAAACGAGAACAAGGUGUAACGAAAAACAAAUUCUUUGUGAUCUGUCAAACAGAUGACUGUUCAAUCGGUGUAUCCGCCUUGAAAUAAUUAUUUUAAAGUGAUUCAAGUGAGGGGUCCCAAAAUGACGACCCAAGUACAAGCUCUGUAUGACUUCUCAGGGGAGCCCAACACCACGGAAAUGUCAAUAACAUGUGGUGAAAUAUUAACAUUAAUUAAUACUGAAAUUGGUGAAGGCUGGUGGGAAGGAAGAAAUUCUAAAGGCGAGACUGGUUUAUUUCCUGCUGCUUAUGUACGUAAACUAGCACCUGAGGAAUCAGUUCAGACUAAAGCAGCACCAGCAGCUCCCAGGUACGACCAAGCUAAUGAUGAUUGGGGUGAUCAACAAUUUAGUGCUGGAGACAGCAACUUCCAAAGAGGCACCUCCCAUGAAGAAGGCUGGGACGAUGACUGGGAUGAUGAUACCUACUCUGAAAUAGGACCAGUCCAGCAACAAAACAAAACUCAGUACAACCAGCAGCUGACCCCCCUGCCGGGCAUGCCCAUUAGUGACUAUAACCACCACAAUGAAGAUACUGCUUCGAACUAUGGAUCAUCUGUAGGAACAGUGAAAAAGAAUUCCUCUUUCAAACCUUCAUCAAAGGUUACUGGUGAGAGUUACCUACUUGCCACAUUAAAUGUAGAGGUACCAGACUCUGAAAAAGUUUACAUAGUUCAAGAAGAAGAUAGAUACGAGUGGUGGCCAAUAACACAACCAUACACUGUCACGGUGGCCUCUCCAAAGAAAGAAUCCAAGUUCAAGGGCAUCAAAAGUUUUAUUGCUUAUCAAUUGACACCAUCAUUCAAUAACAUUCAAGUCUCUAGAAGAUACAAACACUUUGAUUGGCUACAUGAAAGAUUACAAGAAAAGUUUACACUCAUCCCCAUUCCACCAUUGCCAGACAAGCAGAUCUCUGGCAGAUAUGAUGAACAACUAAUAGAACGUAGAAGAGUACAACUUCAGGAAUUUGUAGACUGGAUGUGCAGACAUCCAGUGCUAUCCAAAUGUGAAGUAUGGCAACAUUUUCUCACUUGUACUGAUGAGAAAAGAUGGAAAGCCGGUAAACGGCAAGCUGAAAGAGAUGCCUUAUUAGGUCUAAAUUAUUGCAUAUCAAUAGUAGUACCUGAAAAAGCUUUAUUGCAAUCCCAAGUGGACCAUAUUGCUGAGCAAUGCCAUAUGUUCAUCAACAGUAUGGACACUUCAGUCAAGUCAGUCGCUAACAUGUGUAUGGCCCACACUAAGAAACUUCAAACCUCCUACAAGGCAGAUUGCCAAAAAGUUGGUGAAGCUUUUUGUAGCCUGGCAGCCUCACUAAGUUUAGAUGAAGGAUCACUAGCGUCAACCUCGAAACUAACUACUGCAAUCAAAAUGACUGGUAGUGCAUACAUUGACAUAGGCAGAAUGUAUGAUGACCAACCAAAAUACGAUUGGGAACCAUUAGGUGACAAAUUUCAUCUAUACAAAGGAAUUGUGGGAGGUUUCCCUGAUGUUCUAAAUACACACAAGAGUGCAAUUCAGAAAAAACGUGAGUACGAGAGACAGACGGCUGAAAACAAGAUGCAAGUAGCACAACUUAAUGAAGUAAUACGAAGAACCGAUGUUGUAUCUUAUUCACUUCUUGCCGAAAUUAAUCACUUCAAGGCCGAAAGAACAAAAGACCUGAAUGCAACAAUGCAGAAAUUCUUAAGGCAGCAAAUCACUUUCUACAAAAGAGUGGUUGAGAAGCUAGAAACUACUCUCAAAUAUUAUGACGAAUAAGGAAAUGAGCCAAGGAUUUGAUAAGUAACUGAUAGCUUGUAACUAAAACCAUCACAGAACUCUUUACAGAGAAACAUAUUAGUGUUACAUAGUGCCAGGGUAAGCUUAUACAAUCUGACAGUGGGUAGGGAUGUGAUUACUUCUCCUCAUCGAUAAUUUAAUACAAAUUGUCGCGAAUGUAAACUACUCAAACAAAUGAGUAAGAACUAGGUGCAUUGUUUUAUCAAAUCCGAUAAAAGUGUUUUGAAGUACUAAUAAAUAAUAAAAACAAAAACUUGAGUAAUCACUUAAAUGUAUUUAGACAUUAUUCUAGUAGAAAGAGGACACAAUGGUGACUCCUGCUGUUCCCUAACACUUCUUGCCUUCAUGGGAAAAGCAUGAAAAUAUUACUAGGUGGAAAUAAGUAGCUUUUGCUUAAGACAGUUACAUAAACUAGAUUAAUAUGAAAUAUGUUGCCAGGCAGUGUGGUCUCUCUCCUGCUUUCUACUUGUGUAAUCUACAUAAAAAAUAUUGGUAUUUAUUUAAAAAUAAUCAAAUGUAUUCUGUAAUUGUUUAUUAAAAUUCAUGUAAUCCCAAGGAUUAUAAGGCAGUAUUGAAAUUAAGGUUGCAUAGAAUGAAUUUACAUUGUGAUGAACUAAGGGACUGAAUGAAACUGUAAUGAUGUUAAUCAUUAUUGCUUAACUUUUUACAAACUCGAUUUUCCUGUAUAUAUUUUUGCACUCUUACAAGGUCAUAAUACAAUUUUUUAUGUAUACAUAGUUUUAUUUUAUCAAAUUUACUAACUGUGGAUCAAUUAUUUUGAGACGUUUUGUUGUAUAAUUAUUUAGAUUAAGUGUUGUACUAUAUUCCACUUUUAUAAGCUAUUUUAGGAAUUUAAUUAAAUAAAUAAACAAUGUAAUUCGUU
Molecule: messenger RNA, 2752 nt
Organism: Spodoptera frugiperda (fall armyworm)
Lineage: Eukaryota; Metazoa; Arthropoda; Insecta; Lepidoptera; Noctuidae
Gene: SH3PX1
Product: sorting nexin lst-4
Exons: 2
Coding region: 175-1848 (557 amino acids)
Biological process (GO): plasma membrane tubulation; endocytosis; endosomal transport
Cellular component (GO): cytoplasmic vesicle; plasma membrane
Molecular function (GO): protein binding; phosphatidylinositol binding
Source: RefSeq, a predicted model, not a curated record